AUGCAAGAUGUGGCUAGUCUACCAGACCCGGGAAACUUGCCCAUAACGAUCUACGGGUUAACAGUAGCAGAGUCACCAAAGCAAGACGACAGUCAGGUCGAGAGUGCUCCAAAGGUUAACGGUGAAGAGUUGUCCUUCAGUCAAAAGCUUUCAGGCUUCAGAGAUAGUAACGCCGGCUAUGCCAUUGAUUACCUAAAGGACAUCGCCAUGGACCUUGCCUUCAAGCCCGUCACUCAACAAGACAGUGAGACUCACAUUAACAUUGCUCUCGACACAAAGGACGACAGUGCCAGUAUGAAGAUCAUCGCGGUACUGACCAUGGUCUUACAUCCAGCGACGGCUACGUCAAGCUUCUGUGAUAUGAAUUGUUUCAACCUCUCAGACGAAGGGUACUUUCAAUCAUCUCCUAAGACCUAG
Messenger RNA from Fusarium redolens, 417 nucleotides. RefSeq lists its product as uncharacterized. NCBI's taxonomy places the organism in Eukaryota, Fungi, Ascomycota, Sordariomycetes, Hypocreales, Nectriaceae. The record is from RefSeq and is a predicted model, not a curated record. The transcript is spliced from 2 exons. The coding region runs from base 1 to 417 and encodes 138 amino acids.